This is a messenger RNA of Folsomia candida, 964 nucleotides long. RefSeq names its product cilia- and flagella-associated protein 300-like. The transcript is spliced from 4 exons. Lineage: Eukaryota; Metazoa; Arthropoda; Collembola; Entomobryomorpha; Isotomidae. The coding region runs from base 33 to 899 and encodes 288 amino acids. The record is from RefSeq and is a predicted model, not a curated record.
CUUAACAUUACAAAUUUGGGGCUGAUAGGAAUAUGGAAUUUGCUGGAAGAUACGGUUUUCAACAUCUUCCCCUCGAGAAGUUCCCUUGCUGGGAGAAUAAGGAGAUAAAGGAAAAGUUAACCAAGUGGUCCAUGCUGGACGGAAUUCGGUUGAAGGCGUACUCCUUCACGCGUCCCUUUAAGGACUAUUUACACGAGGAAUUCAUCAAGAAAUUUUUUGCAUGUCCAGUCGUCACUUCAACUUUUGAGACGGCGAACAACUUCAAAUUCGCACCCAUUGGCACCCCAGCCGAACUCGUCAAAUUCAGUAAAGUCUCCUGCACCCACACAACAAUGGAAUUGUUCGACAAGCUCACCCAAAACGAGGCAAUUGUUCGCCAAUGUGGAGGAAUUGUUCAAUGCGCUCCGGAAUAUGUUCGUCUCCUUGACUUUACCGAAGGCGGUGGUGAUCAGCACAGCGAUCAUUUGGAACUGGAGGUUAACGACAACCUCAGAAAGACCAUUCUGACCACCUUAAUCCCACCUCUGGCCAGAUCAUCAGAAUUGGAGAUUGAGCCCGAUCUCGAAAACGUCUUCAGCUCCGAGGACACAAAAGAAUUCCUCUUUCAACUUUUCGCACACUUGGUCCUGGGUGGAUCCCUGUGUCAAUAUGAGGAUUACAUCACCCAAUACUUGGAGGUGACUAAGGUCCUCUACAAAAAUCUCGUCUCAGUCAUGCUAACCCCCGAGGAAGAGGGGUUGAGUGUGGUCUCAUCCAUUUUUAAAAUCCAUUCCAUUUCAAACCCGGCUUUUUCAAGGGGUAAAAACCUAUUAUUUGGCAGACAGCAUAUCAACAACUUUUGCUACCUCAUUGUCAAUCCGUAUAAACAGAUUUGUUUCACUUUUUACCAUAAUGUUUAGGUCAAUAUUGUGUAAUGUCAUUUGCGGCGAAUGAGAAAUGUGUACAGUAAACAACAUAAUAAAAA